This is a messenger RNA of Oncorhynchus keta (chum salmon), 4034 nucleotides long. RefSeq names its product phosphatidylinositol-specific phospholipase C, X domain containing 3 (gene plcxd3). Lineage: Eukaryota; Metazoa; Chordata; Actinopteri; Salmoniformes; Salmonidae. Gene Ontology annotation, biological process: lipid metabolic process. Bases 350 to 1318 code for a protein of 322 amino acids. The transcript is spliced from 6 exons. The record is from RefSeq and is a predicted model, not a curated record. Gene Ontology annotation, molecular function: phosphoric diester hydrolase activity. Gene Ontology annotation, cellular component: synapse.
ACAUUGUUGUAGAAUGGUACAUGGGACUGAUUAUUGAAUUAAGUUGAGUGGCUAGCUGGGCGCACCUUUAUUUUAAUGACUUCAAGAACUAAUGGCAGAAUACAUCACUCGCCUGCCAUGAGACCAUCCUAAAAGCACAACUUUAUCGAAAACACAACUCUAUCGACAUAUCCUAUGAAAAAUGGGUUCCCUAUCUAUGUGUGCACGCCAUUCAGGGGGUGUGGUGUGAGCUCACUCGCUCCCAGUCACGCUGGUGUGUGUGUGUGGUGAGUGGAGCGAACGCAGCACAGAGAAGGCGCACUCAAAGCUCGCGCAGGCACCGGAAAGUGGGGAUAUAGUGCGCGGCGGCAUGGCUUCGUCUCACGGGAAAAACGAACACCGGUUCGCCGACUGGAUGGCGAAUUUACCGGAGAGCAUGCACAGCAUCCCGCUUACCAACCUGGCCAUUCCAGGUUCCCAUGACUCCUUCAGUUUCUACAUAGACGAGUCCUCUCCGGUGGGUCCUGAGCAGACUGACGCUGUCCAAAACUUUGUGUCGGUCUUUGGCACGGUAGCCAAGAAGCUGAUGCGUAAAUGGCUGGCCACUCAGACUAUGAACUUCUCCAGCCAGCUGGAGGCCGGCGUCCGCUUCUUUGACCUGCGCAUUUCCACCAAGCCCCGGGACCCAGACAACGAACUCUUCUUCGCUCAUGGCCUCUUCAGCGCCACGGUGAGAGAAGGUCUGGAGCAGAUCAGCUCCUUCCUGUCGGCCCAUGCCAGAGAGGUUGUGUUCCUGGACUUUAACCACUUCUACGGGGUUCAGAACCUGCACCAUGAGAAGUUGGUCUCAAUGCUGAGAGACGUGUUCGGGGAGAAACUCGCCCCCGUCGUCUUCGCUCAGGAGGUGAGUCUCCAGUACCUGUGGGAGAAAGAGUACCAGGUAUUGGUGUUCUACCACAGUCCUAUGGCCCUGGAAGUGCCAUUUCUAUGGCCUGGUCAGAUGAUGCCUGCUCCCUGGGCCAACACCACUGACCCUGAAAAGCUGAUCCAGUUCCUCCAGGCCUCUGUGGCUGACCGCAGGAGGAAGGGAACAUUCUUUGUCUCCCAAGUGGUCCUCACACCUAAGGCCAGCACCGUCAUGAAAGGAGUAGCCAGCGGACUGAGGGAGACCAUUACAGAGAGGGCUCUUCCAAGUAUGAUGCUAUGGAUUCGGGCCCAGAGGCCAGGCGAGAGCGGCAUCAACAUCAUCACAGCUGACUUUGUGGAGCUGGGAGACUUCAUCAGCGCUGUCAUCACGCUCAACUAUCAUAUGGAUGAUGAGGAGGAAAAUGCCACCUGAGACUGAAAGACAGGGGGUGCCAAAGAGUCAAGUCCUCAGCUCAGUCUCACUUUCUCUUUGGUGUUCAUUUUCAGGAGAGGCGUUCCUCUGACUUAUUGUAUAGGGCUAUCAGAGUUUACAGAGGAAGAGAGAGAGAGAGAGAGAGAGAGAGAGAGGAGGGAGAAGGAAACGUUAAGAUAGGAGGAGGAGAAAGGAAGGUGGAGGUGGAGAUAGGGAGGAUGGACUUUGGUGCUCGUUUAGAGCGCCGAAAGUGAAUGAGAAAUGUUUGGUUUUAUCUGUUUUGGGGGUCAAAAGGGCAAUUGGUUUUUAACGACGCUUGGCUUGGCUUCGCUUCAAAUCUGCUGUAACGAUAACUGCUUCUAUCCUCCAAUCACACAAGCUCGUGUUUCUGGCAUUUCCAUCUCUUGUGAGGCUUAGGCUAGCUUAUUAGCAUAUUCUACAGACAUAAAUGUUGUUCGUAUUUUAGUGACAGUGAUGGCCAACCUACAUCAAAACUCAUUUUCAUUGGUGCCAGUAAUACAUCUGAUUGCCGUCAACCUGAUUAACAUGUCAACUACUCACACAUGGCUGUAGAAUUUACUUUAUGAUGGAUGGAUGGAUGGAUGGAUGGAUGGAUGGAUGGAUGGAUGGAUGGAUGGAUGGAUGGAUAGAUAGAUAGAUAGAUUGGUUGAUUGAUGGAUGGAGCUUCCCAAAUAGUUAUUAUAGUUUUUCGAUCUCUUUCUACAUUUACUGAUUAUUUUGUCUCUGUAUCAGUCCUGUCACCACAAUGCGUAAAUUGAUAACUUCUCCUUGCAGUACAUUGAUUUAGCUCCUAGACCACCUGUAACAGCACUUUCCCUAUGUGACAGAUUGCCAGACCGAUUGAUAUUUGUGUGUGUUUUGAUUGAUUGCCUCUCCCGAGUGCCCUCUGUAGCGUAUUGUAGAUCAGUGUUUCCCAACCCUGGUCCUCAAGCUCCCCCAACAGUACACAAUUGUAUUGUAACCCUGGACAAGCACACCUGAUUCAACUUGUCAGCUAAUCAUCAAGUCCUCAAUGAGUUGAAUGAGGUGUGUUUGUCAAGGGCUACAACAAAACUGUGAACUGUUGGGGGUACUUGAGGACCAGGGCUGGGAAACACUGUUGUAGAUGACCAUAAAACAGGUUUAAUUUCAUGUUUCUCGUCAUGGGCUUGAUAUCAUUCUAAUCUCAUGUAGGUGUCUGUUGUACUGAAAUAUUCACCACAAUAUUAGAUUUUUUUCUUCUGUUCAUUUUCUUCUGUUCACUUUUCUUCUGUUCAUUUACUUGUAUAGAAUAUAAUAGAACAGCUAUCUGUUGCUUCACUAUUACUCAUGUGUUUGCCUGCUUAAUUGCAUUCAGUCUAGUAGAAAGAUGUUUCCCUUGCUUUACUCUGCACCUAUUCAGGACAAACUGUAAAUGGAAGAAAAGUUCUAUUUGAAUUGGCACUUGCGGCGUAGUGAAGACUACAAUACGUGUCACAUUUCCUUUGCUAAAAUUUGUUUUGCACAUUAUGCAAGAACUUCGCAUAUAUAUCAAAAGCUUUGCCUCAUCCCCCCAAAAAAAAAAAAAAAAUGUUACGAUUAUUAGUGCAUCUUUUACAGAGAAUGUAUUCUGAUAAAUGGUUAUGUAAACUAAUAUGUUUAUUGUGAACCAAAAGAAGGAGGAAAUGUUACAUUUUGAAUAAGUGAAUGUGUGUCCUGUACGAAAUUGUGCCAUUUCCAACUUUUUUCAGUGUGUGUGUGUGUUUUUAUGUAAGAGAGGGACAGACACAGACACAGACACAGACACAGACACAGACACAGACACAGACACAGACACAGAGACAGACAGACAGGAUUUAAUUGAGGGUUUGUAUGUUUUGUGUGUAUUGUUCAGAGGUAUGUACAUUUUCAUACAAUUUGUAUGUGUUAAUGACUUCAUCCUUAUCACUUAAUCUUAAAAUAUAUUUUAUAUCAUGUGAAAAGUUUGUAUAUAAAGUGCAAUGGAUUUACUGCCAUGUAAUUGUAAAUGAAAAUGAAUGCCAAGAAUUAUCCAUAAGAAAGGCUUCUACAGAAAUAUCUCAGUUGUAUUAACACACAAAUAUAUGGCCAAUAUGAGUUUUGUCCAUAUCUCUGAAAGUCAAAUACACUUCCAAAAUAUAUUUUUUUGUAAUUAAUUAACUAUGUGCAAGAAUCAAAAUAUAUUUGUAAAUAUAUUUCUUGUCACUUAGUGGAUUAAUAUGUUUUGGAUGCUAUCCUAACCUGACUAUAACUACUUGAGUUGUUUGUGUUCAUCUCAAGUAAGAAAAUACUCAAGACCCUUUAACAUUUAUCACCUAAAUGUGUACACUGCACUGCAAACAUGAUAAGUUAGGAUAUUCAAUAACAACAACAAUUAUUAUCAGUCCCAAAUAGGUCAUGUCCAAUGUUUCGCUUAAACUCUGAGAUGGUAAUAUACCUAACAAACAAACUAGUGCAAUACACAGUGUAAAAAGACACCUACAUACAUGUAUUUACUUAUAAAGAUGAUUAUGUACAAGUCAUCUAAUGUUGACAUAAUUAUACCCUCCAUAUUGUAUUCCUUACCUUUCUGUCCAUUUUUGAUGUGAUGAGUCCAUUGCUGUGAAAUUGUUGUAAAGACCAAACCUUGUGUGUUGCAAUGAAACUGAUUCUGUUUUAAGUGGAAGAUGACUAAUCAAAUAAAGCUUCUAAGCCUGUACAGUAUGUUGAUGAGACUCUC